AUGUAUAACGGCCUGCUAUGCUUGCUAACUUUAAGUUUUCUAUUGUUCUCUGGAUUAUCAAACACAGCAAUGGCCCGAGUACAAUACGAAUCUCCAAAGCCAAGAGAAUGGGUUUGGGAUCAAAAGGUGAUCAGAGAGAUCAAGAUUGAAGUUGGUGGUAGUUGUUCACCUCAAGGAAAAAAAGGACGCUCACCAAAGAAACAAGGCUCACGAGAACGAUGUCCUAAACCCUAG
Molecule: messenger RNA, 234 nt
Organism: Eutrema salsugineum
Lineage: Eukaryota; Viridiplantae; Streptophyta; Magnoliopsida; Brassicales; Brassicaceae
Exons: 2
Coding region: 1-234 (77 amino acids)
Source: RefSeq, a predicted model, not a curated record